AUGGUUUCGGAAGAGCUCCUCGAGAAAUGCUUGGAGAUCCUCCAGGAUCAGGCCCUGGAUGAAGAAGAGCAGGUAGAGAAGGUUGAAGAUUUCUUGCGCGCCAACACCUCCCUUUCUGGGUCGCCGCUGGAGAACGCUGUGUUGGACAUCCUCUGGCGCCAUCGCAACCGCUCGCGGCCCGACUCGUCUCCCCCUCCCGCUCGCCAUACCGUGAUUCGCAGGUCAUCUCCGGCACCAUGGCAGAUGCAGCGCGCCUCAACUCCGCUCUCCCCUCAUUCGAACCUGGGCACCAGCCCCGGGAGUACCUCGUGGGUGCAGAGCUCGCGCGGGGCAUUCUCCCGGCCUCCGCUUUCCUCGACGGCCUCACCGUUUACCUCGCCGCGCCCAUCGCCCCGACUCGCUCUCGCACAACCAAUUCCCCAUUCUCCCAGUUUGAAUGCCUACGAGUUCUCCGAUCAAAGCCAAGUAUCGGAAUUUUACAGUGAUUUUGGUAAUGACAGUAAUGUCGACUGGCUAGUGGCAGACGAUGCGAAUAGCACUACUUCCUCCACGGGCCUUAGUGUCCCCGCGUCGCUGAGCGCGACGGCAGUGGAGUUUGUGCCUGAUAUGAGCCCACAUGAUAUUUUGCGGACUGUUCUAGGCGACAAACGCUCAAACGACGAAAUUGAAACGGCCCUGGAGGCCAACGGUUAUGACCUCGGCGCUACCAUUGCAUCCCUGACGCAGGAUACGGAUGCGGAUGGAUUCCCGAGGCAACAAGAUGGCCGCGUGGUGGUCGGAAAAUCCAUGAUAAUGGAGCAGCGGCCAGUAACGCCCUCGGGGCACAGUCGCAGUCCUAUAGUCUGCAAGUACUGGCUGUCUACCGGGCAAUGCCUACGCGCGGACUGUCGUUUUAGCCAUGAUUUGACGAGUCACCUAUGCAAGUACUGGGUUAUGGGUAGCUGCCUGGCCGGCGAAGGGUGUCCAUUCUCACACGAUCCCGAAAAACUAAUAUCCAACAUUAGUCUAUCAGGUAGUAGUCGACCAGCCUCGCCCGCCGGGUCACCGUUCCAAAUGGACAGUGGCUCCGAUGCUUUCCCGCCCUUGCAAUCAUCAGCAGGGAUGGAAGACCAAUGGUCAAAUCAAUAUGGUGGUCGGUAUCCUACUCAUCUCUCCGGCGCCAAAGCGAUCCCGCCGGGACUCCACCCCGGCAUGGGCAGACGAAACGGGAGCAUGACCCAUUUAGGACGGCCAAACUCGCGCCCGACCAGCCGUCAUCAAAACCGGGAGCUGAACCCUACAGCUCCGUCCGUAGAUGAUCCAGAUGCCUUCCCAACUCUUGCUGCCGUUAGUGCAAAGAAUGCCGGCAAGAAGAACAACGGCAAGCGAGGCGGCAACAACCGCGACGUGUCCAAAGAGACCAUUCCCUCCUCCCUGGCAGACGUGGUUCGUAUGACGCCAUCCCCUACUCCUCCCAAGGGGAAAUCCGCCUCGAAAAAUGGCAAAGACAACAAGAGUCGUGAAAAUAGUGCGGCUGCCAUGUCAAUUCCAGCUCCACAGAACAUCCCUUGGCUCGAGACCGGUGCGCGCGCCAAUCAGCAAUACAUCAAGUACCGCACUGAAGCAAUUCGCCAUGGGACCGUGCGGAACAAGUUUCUCCAGAGCGCUGCGCAAGCCUGGAACAGAAACGAUGCUCGAGCUGCCAAGGCACUGUCCCUCCGAGGCCAAGCAGAAAACGACGCGAUGCGUCGUUGUCACCGAGAAGCCGCACGUCAGCUGUACGAAGAGCGUAAUCAGCAUUUGGUCCAGGCUGGCCUGGACGAAACUUCGGAGGAGCUCUACGUUGACUUGCACGGCCUACACCCAGAAGAGGCGAUCGAAUACCUGGAGAAAAUUCUCCUCAGACAUGCCCGUGAAGGUAUCCGGGUAGUCUAUGCUAUCACAGGUACCGGUCACCAUUCGAAGAACGGCAAGGACAAGAUUGGCAAGGCCGUCAAAGCCUGGCUAAAUGAAUGGCGAUACUUGUUCAGGGAAUUCAGUGUUCCCGGUGAGCGCGGAGGCUAUGUCGGAGGUAUCCUCGGCAUUGAUCCGACCAGCUAUGACAAGUCUAUGGCCAGAACCAUAGCGGAAGGUGACGACUCUGUGGGAGUGGACGAUGGACAACCAAACCUCACGAUAGGCAAGAUCCAACUGCUCAAGCGCGAGGAUAUAGAAACGCAGAAUCAAUGA
This is a messenger RNA of Penicillium cinerascens, 2208 nucleotides long. Its product is annotated as CCCH zinc finger and SMR domain protein. The coding region runs from base 1 to 2208 and encodes 735 amino acids. Gene Ontology annotation, molecular function: RNA binding; metal ion binding. Gene Ontology annotation, biological process: negative regulation of DNA-templated transcription. The transcript is spliced from 3 exons. Gene Ontology annotation, cellular component: nucleus. NCBI's taxonomy places the organism in Eukaryota, Fungi, Ascomycota, Eurotiomycetes, Eurotiales, Aspergillaceae. The record is from RefSeq and is a predicted model, not a curated record.